AUGCAGGUUAUUGUGCAACUACUCCGUAGCGUAAACUCGCGGCGAAAAUCGAAUCGCCCAAACGUGACCCCUCCCGUCGCCCUCGCUUUCCUUUCCCUCGCUUCCGCUCUCUGUCGCCCGCGUCGUCGCCAUCGCUUCCGCAGCUCGUCGCGUUCGCGACCCCAGCCCGUCGCCUUCGCUCCGCCCGUCGCCUUCACUCCCCCCCCUCCCCCCCCUCUUCCGUUGCCUUCAUUUCCCCCUCCCGUCGCCUUCACUUCCCCCUCCCGUCGCCUUCAUUUCCCCCUCCCGUCGCCUUCAUUUCCCCCUCCCGUCGCCUUCAUAUCCCCUUCCCUGCUUCCCCCCAUCUCCUUCCCUGCUUCCCCCCAUCCCCUUCCCUCCUUCCCCCCAUCCCCUUCCCUGCUCCCCCUCAUCCCCAUCCCUGCUUCCCCCCAUCUCCUUCCCUGCUUCCCCCCAUCCCCUUCCCUCCUUCCCCCCAUCCCCUUCCCUCCUUCCGCCUGUGCCCUCCCCUGCCUCCCCCCAUCCCCUUCCCUGCUUCCCCCCUUCCCCUUCACUGCUCCCCCUCAUCCCCUUCCCUGCUUCCCCCCAUCUCCUUCCCUGCUUCCCCCCAUACCCUUCCCUCCUUCCGCCUGUGCCCUCCCCUGCCUCCCCCCAUCCCCUUCCCUGCUUCCCCCCUUCCCCUUCCCUGCUCCCCCCCGUCCCCUUCCCUCCUUCCCCCCGUCCCCUCCCCUGCCUCCCCCCAUCCCCUUCACUGCUUCUUCCCAACCCCUUCCCUGCUCCCCCCCAUCCCCUUCCCUGCUUCCCCCCAUCUCCUUCCCUGCUUCCCCCAUCGCCUUCCCUGCUCACCCUUGCUCCCUCUGUUUCACUCUUGCUCCCUCUGUUUCACCCUUGCUCCCUCUGUUUCACCCUUGCUCCCUCUGUUUCACCCUUGCUCCCUCUGUUUCACUCUUGCUCCCUCUGUUUCACCCUUGCUCCCUCUGUUUCACCCUUGCUCCCUCUGUUUCACCCUUGCUCCCUCUGUUUCACCCUUGCUCCCUCUGUUUCACCCUUGCUCCCUCUGUUUCACCCUUGCUCCCUCUGUUUCACCCUUGCUCCCUCUGUUUCACCCUUGCUCCCUCUGUUUCACCCUUGCUCCCUCCCCUUCUUCUCUUCUCACUCUCUUCCCCCUUGCUCACUCUCUAUACUUCUGCUCACUCUGUUCCCCCCUGCUUCCUCUCUUCCCCUCUGUUCAAUCUGUCCCCCGCUGCUUCUUCUCCUCCCCUCUGCUCAUUCCGUUUACUGUCUUUCCCACUUCACUCACCCCCAUAUCCCCCAAUGCAGAUACGGUAA
Closterium sp. Naga37s-1 is the source of this 1326-nucleotide messenger RNA. The record is from the annotation of a GenBank genome assembly. Lineage: Eukaryota; Viridiplantae; Streptophyta; Zygnematophyceae; Desmidiales; Closteriaceae.